Messenger RNA from Cinara cedri, 804 nucleotides. NCBI's taxonomy places the organism in Eukaryota, Metazoa, Arthropoda, Insecta, Hemiptera, Aphididae. The record is from the annotation of a GenBank genome assembly.
AUGACUUCAACGUUUCGUUCAAGCGAUAUCCUCCAGCAAAUGGAUUUCGCUAUGAUAGGCACUCAUUUUGCUUCUGGUCCACUUCAAAUGGACCAGGAUUAUGCUGGUAUGAGUGGCAUACACUUAAACGGCAAUAACGGGUCUCAUUAUUCAAACGAAGGUGAAGUUACUCAACCAAGCGGAAUGCCGCCUUCGUGGCAGAGCAUUGCUGCACCCGGAUCAACAGUAGCAGAUUACUUAUCUCAUUUACCGGCAACACUCACUUUGCAUCAUUUUUUAAAAUAUUCUGGAGAAGGCAUUAAAGAAAAGGAAGAACCAAAACCCAAGAAAAGGAAAAAGACUGAAAAACCAACUAACACCACUAACCGUUUAACUUUAACAUCUCCACAGUUCAAACCAAAGCCUGGUCAAAUAAGAAUUACUAAUUGUGCGGAUGGGACAACUAUGUUCGGAUGUCCAGAAUGUCAAGCUGAAUAUUUGGACAAGCAUUUGUUGGAGGAACAUCUUAGUACUCAUGCAACAGAACGACGGUUUGUUUGCGACAUUUGUGGUGCUGGGCUUAAACGUAAGGAUCAUUUGACAAGACACAGACAGAGCCAUAGUUCCGAAAGACCAUUCGCAUGUACAAUAUGUGGCAAAGCGUUUAAACGCAAAGAACAGCUAACUCUUCACAAAGUAGUACAUACAGGUGAGAAACGUCAUGCUUGCAUAGAAUGCGGCCGAGCAUUUUAUAGAAAAGAUCACUUGAGAAAGCAUGCCAGAAGUCAUGCGGCAAGACGAGAUAAAAGUGGACAGACAUGUUAG